GGUGCUGGAGCGGGGGAGCUCCCUCGAAGGGAGGAAGAUGGGGUCCUGCGCCGGCAAGUUGCGGCGGCUGCUGCUGCUGCUGGCGCUCGUCUUCCAGCCCUGGGAUCCCUGCCUGGGUACAAACUCCGAGAAGUCUUUCAGCAUCCCCACAGAUAAAUUAUUAGUCAUAACAGUAGCAACAAAAGAAACUGAUGGAUUCUAUCGAUUUAUGCAGUCAGCCAAAUACUUCAAUUACACUGUGAAGGUCCUUGGUCAAGGAGAAGAGUGGAGAGGUGGUGCUGGAAUUAAUAAUAUUGGAGGGGGCCAAAAAGUGAGAUUAAUGAAAGAAGUCAUGGAGCAUUAUGCCAAUCAAGAAGAUUUGAUUGUCUUGUUUACUGAAUGCUUUGAUGUCAUAUUUGCUGGUGGUCCAGAAGAAGUUCUAAAAAAGUUCCAAAAGGCAAACCACAAAGUAGUCUUUGCAGCAGAUGGAAUCCUAUGGCCAGAUAAAAGACUUGCAGACAAGUAUCCCAUUGUGCACAUUGGGAAACGCUAUCUGAAUUCAGGAGGGUUUAUUGGUUAUGCUCCAUAUAUCAACCGUAUAGUCCAACAGUGGAAUCUCCAGGAUAAUGAUGAUGAUCAGCUAUUUUACACUAAAAUUUACAUUGAUCCACUGAAGAGGGAAGCUAUUAAUAUUACUUUGGAUCACAAAUGCAAAAUUUUCCAAACCUUAAAUGGAGCUGUAGAUGAAGUUGUUUUGAAAUUUGAAAAUGGCAAAGCCAGGGCUAAAAAUGUAUUUUAUGAAACAUUACCAGUGGCAAUUAAUGGAAAUGGACCCACCAAGAUUCUUCUGAAUUAUUUUGGAAACUAUGUACCUAAUGCAUGGACCCAGGAUAAUGGCUGCACUUUUUGUAAUUUGGAUACAAUUGACUUGUCUGAAGUAGAUGUCUAUCCAAAUGUAACAAUAGGUGUUUUCAUUGAGCAACCAACCCCUUUUCUACCUCGAUUUCUGGACAGACUGUUGGUACUGGAUUACCCAAAAAAAGCACUUAAACUCUUUAUUCAUAACAAAGAAGUUUAUCAUGAAAAGGACAUCAAGACAUUUUUUGAUAAAGCUAAACAUGAAAUCAGUUCUAUAAAAAUAGUAGGACCAGAAGAAAAUCUAAGUCAAGCGGAAGCCAGAAACAUGGGAAUGGAUUUUUGCCGUCAGGAUGAAAACUGUGAAUAUUACUUUAGUGUGGAUGCAGAUGUUGUUUUGACAAAUGCAAGGACUUUAAAAAUUUUGAUUGAACAAAACAGAAAGAUCAUUGCUCCUCUUGUAACUCGUCAUGGAAAGCUGUGGUCCAACUUCUGGGGAGCACUGAGUCCUGAUGGAUAUUAUGCUCGAUCUGAAGAUUAUGUGGAUAUUGUUCAAGGGAAUAGAGUAGGGAUAUGGAAUGUCCCAUACAUGGCUAACGUGUACUUAAUUAAAGGCAAGACACUGCGAUCAGAGAUGAGUGAAAGGAAUUAUUUUGUUCGUGAUAAAUUGGAUCCUGAUAUGGCUCUUUGCCGAAAUGCUAGAGAAAUGACUUUACAAAGGGAAAAAGACUCCCCUACUCCGGAAACAUUCCAAAUGCUCAGCCCCCCAAAGGGUAUGUUUAUGUACAUUUCUAAUAGACAUGAAUUUGGAAGACUGUUAUCAACUGCUAAUUAUAAUACUUCCCAUUAUAACAAUGACCUCUGGCAGAUUUUUGAAAAUCCUGUGGAUUGGAAGGACAAGUAUAUAAACCGUGAUUAUCCAAAGAUUUUCACUGAAAAUAUUGUUGAACAGCCUUGUCCAGAUGUCUUUUGGUUUCCCAUAUUUUCUGAAAAAGCAUGUGAUGAAUUAGUGGAAGAAAUGGAGAACUAUGGCAAGUGGUCUGGGGGAAAACAUCAUGAUAGCCGUAUAUCUGGUGGUUAUGAAAAUGUCCCAACUGAUGAUAUCCACAUGAAGCAAAUUGAUCUGGAGACUGUAUGGCUUCAUUUUAUCCGGGAGUUUAUUGCACCAGUUACACUGAAGGUCUUUGCAGGGUAUUAUACGAAGGGUUUCGCGCUAUUGAAUUUUGUAGUAAAAUACUCCCCUGAUAGACAGCGUUCUCUUCGUCCUCACCACGAUGCCUCCACGUUUACCAUAAAUAUUGCACUUAAUAAUGUGGGAGAAGAUUUUCAGGGAGGUGGCUGCAAAUUUCUGAGGUACAAUUGCUCUAUUGAAUCACCACGAAAAGGCUGGAGCUUCAUGCAUCCAGGGAGACUCACACAUUUGCAUGAAGGGCUUCCUGUUAAAAAUGGAACUAGAUACAUUGCAGUGUCAUUUAUAGAUCCCUAAGCUUUUUACUUUUCUUGGAAUUGAAUUUUCUUUGGGAAUGAAUGACGGACAUGAAUAUAUCUUUGAAGUUGUGCUUGAGAAGAUGAGAGGAAUAUUUAAAUAACUUCAACAGAACAACUUCAUUUUGGGCCAAACAUUUAGAAAAACUUUUUGUAAAAAAAUUGUUUGAUAUUUCUUAUUGUCUGCUCUGAGCCUUAAAACACAGAUUGAAGAAGAAAAGAAAGGACAAAAGUUAAAGUAAAUAUUUAUUUCUGUGCCUUAUUGUCUCUAAGAAUAAUGAUAAUUUUUUUUUAAUUUUGUGUUUCAGUUGAUGAAAUAUUCAGGUACAAAUGUACAAGUGAUAAAUAAUAUUUUCUUAUUUAACAAAAUUCUGGGAAGUAUGGUAUUUAAUAACAUAUAGAUAAAUUGAUAUAAAUGAAAAUUGACAAUUUCCAAUCGGAAAACCAGGCUUCUAACUGAAUAUGAUGCAAUUGAUUGAUUGAUUGUGUAAGAUUUUUUUUUUGCCUACCUAUGCAGGUAGCUUUUUAAUAAUUACUGAGGGAAUACAAGGAACAAUCUUACACAUCAUAUUUUUCCCAAGAAACAGUAAAACACAAUAUACACACAUGUCCAGUUGAAAGCAUUUUGUUUAGAUAUUUAGACACUUUUUUUUUUUUACAUUUGUAGUAGAAAUCAAGCCCUGUGUUUCUCAGAUUAAUGUUCCAAUGUAUAUGCUAUUAAGUAGAUAUUAGAUUUAGGAAAGCUUUCAAAUCUUUUCCUUUUCUUAAAGUUUAUCAAGUAUCUACCUAAGAUCAGCAAAUGUCCUUAAGUCAAAACAGAUUUUGCUUAGCUUUUCAAUUCUAGAAAAUAAUGAGGAGAAAGAAAAUUUUGCAGUAACAUUUUAUGAUUUAAAAAUACAUUUUAAGUACUUGAAUUUUAUAUCAGGAAAAUAAAGUUGGUGAGCCUUUCUACUUCCUUUUUGCAUUUUGUCUCCUUAUUCUUUUUUUAGGCAGAAUUACUCACUUUGAUUUCUUUCUAGUACAGUGUUCAUUUUAUCUUUCUUUUUAAUAGCUCCCCUCUAUCUUUCCAAAAUUUCCCCAACACACAACAUUGUUGGACUCUUUUUUUUGUUUUUUUUUUUUUUGCCAUUUCUCCGAGUAAGGUUUAAGUAUCUUUAUUGUAGCUGCUGUUUUUAAUUUAAAGGUUAAACUUGAAAUAAAGUUCUAAGCCAUGGUGCCAAAAUUCACUUUCUAACACUGUGUGUUAGAAAAUUAUGAAAAAUAAAGUAAUUUAAAUA
Talpa occidentalis (Iberian mole) is the source of this 3596-nucleotide messenger RNA. RefSeq names its product procollagen-lysine,2-oxoglutarate 5-dioxygenase 2 (gene PLOD2). Gene Ontology annotation, cellular component: endoplasmic reticulum. NCBI's taxonomy places the organism in Eukaryota, Metazoa, Chordata, Mammalia, Eulipotyphla, Talpidae. Gene Ontology annotation, biological process: peptidyl-lysine hydroxylation. The record is from RefSeq and is a predicted model, not a curated record. Gene Ontology annotation, molecular function: iron ion binding; L-ascorbic acid binding; procollagen-lysine 5-dioxygenase activity. Bases 38 to 2320 code for a protein of 760 amino acids. The transcript is spliced from 20 exons.